CACGUCUCGGCCCAGAAUCCGCAAUUGCAUUUGUAGACUCUGCAUGUCUAUGCAUUCAUAUCGUGCCUCAAAGUCGACAAAUGCCACAUCUGCCAGUCGUGAUUUGAUGGACCAAUAAGUUAUGGUAGAGAUAGACUAUGCUGCUUCCGUGCCGUAAUCUCGUAGCGUCACUGUUAUAUCCGCCAUUGGCCAAGAAAAAAGAUACAGUGACAGUGACAGUGGCAGCGACAGACAGGCAAGCUCGGACGAUAAUCCAUCUUCCGCCAGCUCAAGACCAGGCUGCGGCAUCUCCGAGCACACACACACACACACGCACACAGGGGGUCGACCGUUUACCACCCUUCUACAGACCAUUCCCAAUACAAAUACAAGGAAUAGCAUUACUAGUAUGCGAAGCCCAGGGGGACUACUCCGUAUAUCUCAACCUUUCCCAGUCUAUCUCGACUGUAUUGUCCCGUCCCUGCCACACAUCUUUGCUCUCUGCUCACAACUGUCAACACGCUCAAAAGCAGCCAUGUCUCUAUUCGCCAACUCUCUCUCUGUGCAAGAGCACCCCCAGCUUGUUGCCUUCUCGAGCAUCGUGCUUGUUCUCUGGGCGGUAGCCUAUUUUACCGGAACCAGAAACAGGCUUCCCAGUCUGAUUGACCACGAACACCAGUCGCCUCCCCCUCAGCCCCAAGCAGCCCUUCACCUCCAGAGAGAGAAAACGGACGAGAAGGGCCGCGAGGAAGAAGAAGAAGAGUGCGAGGACGAGCACUCCUCUCUCGAGGAAGGCAACAACCUGCGCCCUCCGCCGCCCCCCGUCGUCGUCAUCCCCUGGCGCGCCUCAUUCGGCCUCGGCAUCCCGCCGCCCACGCACGGCCUGGCGAGGCCGUCCUGCUCCGCCGAGGCCCGCAAGGGCUCCACCUGCACGCAGCACUGCUCCGACGACAGUGCUGCGCUGCUUCUCCUUCUCCACCAUCACCACCAGCAGCAGAGAGAUGCGGGAGGUGAGUCGGCGGCGGCUCUGGCGGGCAUUGGCGGCCAGUUUCCUCCUCCGAGAGGGGAUGAUGAUGAUGACGAGGAAGAGGAUCUGGGGGAUGAUAUUAGGCGCUGGAGUUUGUGUGGUUAGGUUUCCUUUCUUUGAAUCUCGCUAUUUUACUCACGCACCCUCACUCUCCUUCUCUUCGUAUACUGUCGAGCGCUUGGUGAGGAAAGUAUCGUAUCAGACUUUAGAGUUUGUGUAGUUCCUUUCCCCCAUACUCACACAAUCACACGCGCUUCACUCUCCUUCUCUUCGUAUUCUGUCAAUACUUUAUAAGAGGAUUGUUAUGUGGGAUGGUUUUUUGUCAAUAGAGCUAGACUUUCCCUACUUGGAUAGAUGUCGUGUUUUUCUGCCUAUCUGCACUUUCUUUCUUUCUUUCUUCCUUUCUCUUUCUUGAAGGUACUACGACAUAAACAAUAGAUAGCCCAUCGGCUUGCGGAGAUAUACC
Molecule: messenger RNA, 1472 nt
Organism: Lasiosphaeria miniovina
Lineage: Eukaryota; Fungi; Ascomycota; Sordariomycetes; Sordariales; Lasiosphaeriaceae
Exons: 2
Coding region: 389-1111 (240 amino acids)
Source: RefSeq, a predicted model, not a curated record